AUGAGAAGGCAGACUGCGACACUGCUUGCACCUCAAGCCCUUCCGACCGUAUGCCCCAGUAUCAGCAUGUCAUCUCAGUCAGAGCCUUACAUAGAAAGACGCAAUCGACAUCUUGCAAAUCUGCACUGUUCCUCAAGGGAAGAGGAAACAAGCAAUUCUAAUAAAGUUGUACUAACAUUCUUGUUUGAGCUGUGUGUCCAAGUUACAGCAACAUACAUUUACAAUUUCCUGCUAGAACACAGUAUGAGUACACAGUUUCUUCAAGAGAACAAUGUAUUCUCCCAAGAACAAUUGCAGUGGUCUACAGCUACAAAGGAAAGAAAUUUCAGUUGUACUCGUUGUCACAACACAUAUACUCGUCGGGACAACCUACUGCGUCACAUGCGAUUUGAGUGUGGUGUAGAGCCACAGUUUCAAUGCCCUGUUUGCUAUAAAAGGGCCAGGCAUAAAUAUCAUCUGAUUUCACACAUGAAAAGGCACAACAGGACAGUAUCUUUUGAGUAA
This is a messenger RNA of Schistocerca piceifrons (Central American locust), 504 nucleotides long. RefSeq names its product early growth response factor homolog 1-like. NCBI's taxonomy places the organism in Eukaryota, Metazoa, Arthropoda, Insecta, Orthoptera, Acrididae. The coding region runs from base 1 to 504 and encodes 167 amino acids. The transcript is spliced from 3 exons. The record is from RefSeq and is a predicted model, not a curated record.